Messenger RNA from Aspergillus nidulans FGSC A4, 2667 nucleotides. Its product is annotated as putative RNA-binding protein (Nab3). Lineage: Eukaryota; Fungi; Ascomycota; Eurotiomycetes; Eurotiales; Aspergillaceae. The record is from RefSeq and is a predicted model, not a curated record. The transcript has 6 exons. Bases 1 to 2667 code for a protein of 888 amino acids. Gene Ontology annotation, molecular function: nucleic acid binding; RNA binding.
AUGACGCCAGACUCCCCAGAUGAGGCUCUUCACUUUCGCGGCAAGACCCUGACUCCCGAGAGCCCUCGCCCGCUACACGUUCCGGAACCUACCAGUAUCCCUGUGCUGCAGAAUCAAAUGGACCCGGUCUUCAACGACACCUCGACUUACGGCCAAGCCGAGGAUCUUCCUGGAAACAGCUACCGUACACAAUCAAGUGAACAAUAUAUGAGGUCAAGCGAGGCGGGGUGGCAUACAGACUCCGCACGGCGUGGUCAGGAACAUCCGCCGCCGCAGCAGCAAUCGCAUAUACAAGGUAGCCUCCAAUCUGGCCCCCCUUUAAUGAAUGACGGGCUUGCGGAUUCCGAUACCACUUCCCCUUCUACUCUGGCUACAUCUGCCGCUUUACCCACCUCGCCCAACCCAGUUCCUUCCUCAGAGCCCUCGAGUGUUGGGAAAGCUAUGGACUCUUCUCUAACGGCACAUGCUCCAUCAGAUCCUAGUUCCCUUGAAGCCUAUCCUGUUCCCGAUGCCCACCCAUAUCCCUCCCAUGCUGCUCGCAACAAUUCUUUCGCCAACGAGGUAGACCACUCCAUCGGCACCUUGCAAGCCCAGACGGCGUCGCAGGGCCGACUAGACGCGGAGGGAAAGUUGGAGGGUAAUAGUGCUGGGAACGGCGUCGACUUCCAGAACCUCCUUGAUAAUCUCCCAUCAUCCUCGACAUCUGCCCCCGCCCUCACGGUAUCUACAACCGCCAUGGCAGCGGACCAUGCUUCCUCUCAAGCUGCCGCCGAUGAAGCGCAUCAAUCUUCCUUAGGCCUGCCUCCGCGCCCUCCGCCGCAGGAGAAGCCCUCCAUUCACCCCAAUUACAAUCCCACCGUUGAUAUACGUUCCUAUCAUCAGCUCCCUGCCCAUAACGCUUCUACCAGUUCAAACCCUUAUGCCGCCCAGCCGAGUAAUUACCAGUCCAACGUCGGAGUGCCGUCAUUAGCAGCUGGCGCGCCAGGGACUUCGUCCACUGCUGGUACUCUUCCACCUCCUCCCGUUGCUAGCUUCCAACAGCCGUCUACCUCUCCGGCGGAGAACCAAGAACCUCCUGCACCCGCCACGCAAAAAAAUGGCCGAGUCGACAGACAGCCACUCCGCUCAGAUGAUGAUGCGCCGUGGGGUCCAGAGGUCCAGAAGAAGUACGAUGCGUUCCUGCAUGACGAAAGAGUAUACGUGACUGAGGGGCUAUGGGAUCGCUUUCCAUAUGGAUCGCGAUUGUUUGUCGGCAAUCUACCCACUGAGAGAGUGACCAAACGAGACCUUUUCCACAUUUUUCAUAGCUAUGGGAAACUGGCUCAAAUAUCGAUCAAACAAGCCUACGGCUUCAUACAGUUUCUGGAAGCCUCAUCCUGUAAGCGGGCUCUAGAAGGCGAACAGGGAGCCAUUGUGAGAGGACGCAAAGUUCACCUUGAAAUUUCCAAACCGCAGCGGAAUACCAGACCAGCGCCAGCUCCGUCAGAACCUUCACGUGUUACCUCUGCUCGUCGCUCAAGGUCACCCGACUAUGGUCGAGGCGGACCUUCCAGCAAUCGGUCAUCGAGGGUCCCAGGGGACCGCUAUGACCGACCCCACGAACCCGCAAGGUUGCCAUUUAGCGAUUUCCGGGACGAACCCUCUCACCGUAGGCGGGAGGAUUACCGGCCGCCGCGAUCGCCCUCUCCCCGCGGUUACCGGCGAGAGGGUUACCGGUCUCGGGAUAGGACCCCAGAGCGGUUCGAUCGGCGUGAUAGGAGGCGCUCCCGUUCGCCGUAUGGAAGGGAUAGACGGUACCGCAGUCCAAGCCCUCGUGGUCGUGCGACGUAUGAUAGUGAUGUGGACAUACCUGUUCCCAGGCGAGCUCCUAGAGACGUGCCAGACGUGCAGAUACUGGUUCUUGAGGAGUUGGACCGGAACUUCAUCUACCACGUAGAGAGCAGUUUUCGAAACCGAGGGCUCCGGGUCGAUGUUUUAGCGCUAGGAGCACGGAUCCCCCUAGACGCUGCUGUCAAGCGUCAGGCCUCUGAGGGCGUCCUCGCCGUGAUAUUCGACCGAAGUGCCGGUGUUGAUAAUGUCCGGUCCAUCGAAUAUCCGGACCUUGAACCCCAUAUGGCGGCGGAGAUUGUCGUUCAGGCGCAAACCCUACAGCGAACUGCACCAAAUGUACCUCUCCCCUCUCCUGCUUAUGGAGUUCCACAGCUCCCCUCCGCACCGCUACAUCCUGCUGGUCCUGCACUUCCAACUCAGCCAAAUCUUGCAAAUGCCAUUUCACAUCUUGAUGGGGCUGGCUUGCAAUCUCUGUUGGCUGCCCUACAGCAACGACCUGCUGUUCCAGCCACGCAACAACCAAUUCCCCCGGUCCCAAAUCCCGUUCCUACUCCGGACCUGGCGAGUCUUCUUAACGCGGCCACUCGACAGCCUGCUCCGCUCAGUGCUCCGCAACCGUCUGUUCCGCAACAAUCUCUCACACAAACUCUACCCCAACAACCACUAGCCAGUCAGCCAUUCCCGCUGCAUGGCCACGGUGCCUCUCCAAUAUCCGAUCCAAAUCUAUUGUCGCUCUUGGCUAAAGGCCUCGGAGGACAUCACCCACAGGGACAACCUCCCAUGGCUCCUCAUCAGGUCCAGAAUCUUAUGAGCCAGUUGGGCAAGUGGAAACAAUGA